CACAGCGGAGCUCUGGUGUUGCACGAUUGAGCAGAUUGCGUCGGCUUUGCAGUUCGGAUCGUUGGCUUUUGCAUGUUCCCUGCCAAACAUUCCGCAUCUCGGCAAUCGGAUUACAGUUAUUGAUAAGGUAGCAGGGAGCAUGAUAUGAGUUUGAAUCUUGGUUUUUCAGGUUAGUUAUUAGGAGUUGGAGCUCCCAGACUGGAGAGAGUGCACAUCCUGUGUGAUGCUUUGUUAGUUGGGGCGCGCGCAAUGGGUUUCUGCGAGUGUUAGUGAAGUGCAUAUGAGCUGCGAUUCGUAGUACAUGAUGCAGUUUAGUUGCGUUCGAAAAUGGCGUGAGUUGUAAGGUUAGGGGAGUUUAGGGUUUUGGGGUUUAUUGGACCGCGCAGAGGAUUGCUUCCGGGGGUAAGCGGAGUUGUAUCGCUGCGCUCUUGCUUAUCAUUCGAAUAGAAAGAUGGCCCAGAAUUUGGGAGGAGCUGCGCGGAAUGCUGGGAACUGCGUGGGCAAGUUGUGGAGACAGCAGGUGUGGAGGCAGGGCAUUUGGAAAACAGACAGUGUACUGAAUGGUGACGGAAUUGCGACAGUUUCCCAAGCAAGCGGAAGUGUGCCCGAGCUCCGACGGUUUUUCUCUUCAUGCAGAGCAGGACAGUUCUUACCCCGGGUUUCGGGACUGCAGAAGCAAGCAUUAGACAGGCGGUUUUACUACACCGAUCCGCGAGGCGUUGUGCAUUUCAAAAAGAGAGGGCCUUCUGUGUGGAUUGAAGAAAGUCGCGGUGGUGGUCGGGCGGGGCAGAAAAAGAUCCUGAUCCUUCUAGGUGCUGCAGGAAGUUUGUCUGCGUAUGUAUACUUCACCAAUUUGCAGACCGUACCCUACACUCACCGGAAACACUUUGUCUUGGUUGGGCCGGGCAUGGAGCGUAAUUUGGGGGAACAGGAAUUUAAGAAUGUGAAGCAGGAGAUGUCGGCAAUGAUCCUUCCUCCAAUACAUCCCGAGAGUGUUCGCGUCCGCAGAAUUGCGAGGGAUGUGAUUGAGGCGACUAUGGCAGGGACGAAGACACAGAGCUGGGAUCACAUGGAGCAGCAUUCCCUUAUACCACACCCAUCUUUAGGCGAUGCGCAUCCACAACCCAACCCCGCGACUACAAGGCUUGAACCCUACAAGGCACCUGAAGAUGUGUAUGGGAAUGAAAAGAUAGAGGACGACAUGUGGGUGGAUAAGAGCAGAAAGAAAGGCUUGGAUCAAGGAUCGGAGGGUUACACUGCGCACUUGAAUACUUUUAAGUGGGAAGUCAUCGUGGUAGAUCAAGAUAUUAUGAACGCGUUCUGUCUUCCUGGAGGCAAGAUCGUCGUCUUCACGGGGCUGCUCAACAAAUUUCGAUCAGACACUGAAAUUGCAACCGUUCUUGGUCACGAGGUUGGACACGUGGUGGCUCGGCACGGGGCAGAGAAGCUGACGCAGGGAGUGUGGCUAGGCUUCUUGCAGCUCAUCGUUCUGUCAAUCGUUUAUAUGCCUGCCCUAGUGUCCAGCACUUCAAAUCUUCUUCUUACACUUCCUUUCUCAAGGAGGAUGGAGUCUGAAGCAGAUCACAUCGGCUUGAUGCUAAUGGCAGCUGCGGGCUACAAUCCCAGAAUCGCACCUACAGUCUACGAGAAAAUGGCUCAAUUGGGAAAAGAACCUGAGUUGUUGCAAUACGCUUCCUCUCAUCCAUCUGGCAAGAAACGAGCUGAAGCACUGCGAGAAAGUACCACUAUGCAGGAAGCUGUAAGAAUAUACAGCGACAGAUUGGCUGGCCAGGGUGAAAUACAUGGAUUUCUGUGAAGACCAAGUUCUCUAUAUAAUUGCCUUAUCAAACUUUGCAGCAUGCCCAUUCUUGGUAUCUUCGAGCAGACGAUAGAUUCCCUGUAUUGAAGCUCCAGAAGUCUGCUAUGUGAGCCAGUUAUCUGUUUGAACUGUUGUGUUUCCAGCUCUGUAAAUAAUCGUUCCGGUCACAAUGUCUUGCAGCUGUGGUUACAAUGUGCAGGACAUAUGAGAAAGAUUACGUAAUUCAGAAGCCAUUGCUGUGCAUUUUAUUUAUUUAUUUUUAUAGUACCAUAGGUCUCGUCCCAAUCACAUUAACACGUGCCAUUCGAUUUCGGCACGUUUCACCAAUCAUUGUUCUAGUUUAUUUUAUUACAACAGUACCUGACAUUGUUUCACCAAUCAUUAUUUUAUUUUAUUACAACAGUAACUUCCACGAUGAGGUCGGUUACUGGUUAAUUAUCUAAA
Messenger RNA from Physcomitrium patens, 2263 nucleotides. RefSeq names its product mitochondrial metalloendopeptidase OMA1. Lineage: Eukaryota; Viridiplantae; Streptophyta; Bryopsida; Funariales; Funariaceae. Gene Ontology annotation, molecular function: metalloendopeptidase activity. Gene Ontology annotation, cellular component: membrane. The record is from RefSeq and is a predicted model, not a curated record.